Talpa occidentalis (Iberian mole) is the source of this 2712-nucleotide messenger RNA. RefSeq names its product zinc finger protein 883-like. The record is from RefSeq and is a predicted model, not a curated record. The transcript has a single exon. Gene Ontology annotation, cellular component: nucleus. Bases 357 to 2303 code for a protein of 648 amino acids. Gene Ontology annotation, biological process: regulation of transcription by RNA polymerase II. Gene Ontology annotation, molecular function: DNA-binding transcription factor activity, RNA polymerase II-specific; RNA polymerase II transcription regulatory region sequence-specific DNA binding. NCBI's taxonomy places the organism in Eukaryota, Metazoa, Chordata, Mammalia, Eulipotyphla, Talpidae.
UACAGCACGCUCCCCUACAGCACCCCCACGCCUGCACCUCUGGCCUACACCCCAGAUCCCCUAUGCCACAGUAAAAAAUACCAAAAAAUCUAUUCUCCCCAUAAUUUACUACGGGCAAAAAGCAUGAAUCAGAAAAUCAAUACCUGUAAAUUAUGUUGUAAUAUAGGAACUUUCGUGCCGCUUAGUAGUAUUCACUCAGAAUGCUUACUUUUUAGAGACAUGGUCAUUUUUAUCUCACUUUAGAUGUCCAUACUGUGGAUCACCUGACUCAGGACAGCCCUGCAAAUCAGGUCAGACAUGUGUGGCAAGUUCUUACCACCAGCAGCAAAAUACCAUCCAACGAGAGAACUGACUUAAUGGAAAAAAGCAAUUUGUACUCAAUUCAUUGUUUGAACCAUAGUAUCAAAAAUGAAAACAAUUCAGCAAUGAUGUCUGAGAACUUUUCUAUACAUAGGACCAUGAUGAUUCCUGGUGAGCCUCAUGAAGGGCAUGCUGGAGAGAACGAGGAGGUCUUUAGUAAAAUGAGAGAACCCAUCAAGUAUCCUGAGCACCUUAGUCACCAGGUGAUUCAGAACUUUCAACAGCCUUUUGAAUUUCGUGAACAAGGAAAAGUCGUGAGUGAAGAAACAGUAUUCACACCUGGAGGAGCCCUUCUGGAAGGGAUUGUCCGUAAAUGCAAUGAUUGCAGGGACACCCGUGAUGAGGUACCUUUCGUUGUCCGAGACAGAACCCAAGGAGGACAGACUCGCUGCAGUUGUAAUGAAAAGGGGAGAGCUGCGGAGAUGACUCCAGUGCAUUUGAAUCUUCCUAGGUAUGUUGAACACGAGCAGCAGGAAUGUUUUGAAAGUGGGGCCAGUCUCAGCAACACAUUUCACACCUAUCCGCGUGAGAGUACCCAGUUAGGACAGAAUAAUUUGGGAUAUAAGAGAUAUGGUGAAGUGGCCUCUAAAACCUCUGUUCUGACUGAACAUCAGAAAACACAAGCAGACAAUCAACCUGAUGAGUGUGGGGGCACCGCUGAGAUUUCCUUACAGAGGGGAUACCAGAGAAAUCUCACUGCAGUGAAGCUGUUUGGCUCUAACGAUUAUGUGAAAACUUACUCAUGGAAGACUGCCCUCACUUUACAUCCACAGUCUCAAACGGGAGUGAAGCGCUACCCGUGUCAGCUGCAUAAGGAAACUUUCAGGUGGAAAUCUGCUUUUAGUGUCCAUCAGAGAACUCAUACAAGGAAGAAACCCUAUGAAUGUCAGGCGUGCAGGAAAGUGUUCUCCCGUAAGUCAGUUCUUGUUCUACAUGAGAGGACUCACACUGGAGAGAAAUGCUAUGAAUGUGAAGGGUGUGGGAAAGCUUUUUCCAGGAAGUCUCACCUUACUGAGCAUCAGAGAAUUCACACUGGAGAGAAGCUUUACGAAUGUCAAGAGUGUAGGAAGACUUUACACUGGAAAUCAUCCCUCAGUCACCAUCAGAGAAGUCACACUGGAAUGAAGUCUUAUGAAUGUCUAGGGUACAGGAAGACUUUCCACCGGAAAUCAUCUCUCACUGAACAUCAGAGUGGUCACACUGGUGAGAAACGCUAUGAUUGUGAAGGGUGUGGGAAAGCUUUUUCUAGUAAGGCACACCUUAUUAGACAUCAGAGAAUGCACACUGGAGAGAAAUGUUAUGAAUGUGAAGGGUGUGGGAAAGCUUUUUCCAGUAAGUGUUACCUCAGUGAGCAUCAGAGAAUUCACAGUGGAGAGAAGCCUUAUGAAUGUCAAGAGUGUAGGAAGACUUUCCUCUGGAAAUCAUCCCUCAGUAAACAUCAGAGAAGUCACACUGGAGAGAAACUCUAUUAUUGUGAAGAGUGUGGGAAAGCUUUUUCCUGUAAGUCACACCUUAUUAGACAUCAGAGAAGUCAAACUGGAGAGAAACCCUAUGAAUGUGAAGGGUGUGGGAAAGCUUUUUCCAGUAAGUGUUACCUCAGUGUGCAUCAGAGAAUUCACAGUGGAGAGAAGCCUUAUGAAUGUCAAGAGUGUAGUAAGACUUUCCAAUGGAAAUCAUCCCUCAGUCAACUUCGGAGAAGUCACACUGGAGAGAAGUUUUAUGAAUGUCAAAAGUGUAGGAAGUUCAUACUGGAGAGAAGCCUUAUGAAUGUCAAGAGUGUAGGAAGACUUUCCAGUGGAAAUCAUCCCUCAAUAAACAUCAGAGAAUUCACACUGGAGAGAAACCCUAGGAUUGUGAAGGGUGUGGGAAAGCUUUUUCCCAUAAGACACAUCUCAUUAGACAUCAGAGAAGUCACUCUGGAGAGAAACCCUUUGAUUGUGUAGGGUGUGGGAAAGCUUGUUCUAGUAAGCCAUACCUCAUUACACAUCAGAGAAUUCAUAGUGGAGAGAAAUCCUAUGAGUGUCAAGAAUGUGGGAAGGCUUUCUGCCAGAAAUCAUCCCUCAGUAAACAUCAGAGAAGUCACAGUGGAGAGAAGCCUUAUGAGUGUCAAAAGUGUGGGAAAACUUUUUCCAGUAAGCAAGCUCUCACUGGACAUCAGAGAUGUCACUGGACAAAAUCCCUAUGAUUGUGAAGAGUGGGAAUACUUUUCAGGAAGUCAGCCCUCACUACGCAUGACAAACUCCACACUGGAUGGAAAUGCUGUGAAUGUCAAGAGUGGACAGGCAGGCCUCCCCUGGUGGUGCAGAUGGUUGAGCGCAGCACUGUGAAGCUGUCCGUGGCCUUUGCGGUGGG